Messenger RNA from Frieseomelitta varia, 3469 nucleotides. RefSeq names its product zinc finger protein 800. The coding region runs from base 696 to 3275 and encodes 859 amino acids. The record is from RefSeq and is a predicted model, not a curated record. The transcript is spliced from 8 exons. NCBI's taxonomy places the organism in Eukaryota, Metazoa, Arthropoda, Insecta, Hymenoptera, Apidae.
UGUUGCAGUAUAUUACCAUGUAUAUUUUUUUUUUUUAUUUCUACAGAAUUUAUCGAUAUUCAAUACGAAUGUUGUUAUAAUUAUUAUUUUUAUUCUCACUCUUAUAUAAUAAGAAAUAAGUUCAUUUUGAAAUUUCAGUGUAUUUCACAUAUUCAUGCGACAUAACCUGUUGUAAGCAAGGAGACGGUAUAAUAAUCGUAAUUUAUUUUUUAUCACGUUAUCAUUGUGUGUAAUUAAAUUCUGUAAUUUAUUGUUUUUAAAUGCCCAACGUGUAGGAAAUACCGAGAAACAAGUAAAAAUAUUUGUCCACGAGGUGAAGGUGCUGCCUAGUACCCUUUCAUUGAAGUGGUAGAAUCAAGAAGUUUUCGGGAUUUCAGAAAAAUGGAGGUCGUGGUUCAGUCGAAAUUGUGAAUCUGUCUUGUCGAAGAGGGCUUAAAUUCUGUUGUUUUUCAUGUAAUAACAAAUUUCUUACACGUUUCUCUCGAUUCUUGAUAUUUUACUUUAUUUAUAAAUCGGAACUCCAGAAAGUGAAAAUCGAUUUUUAUGGAGUAAAAUGCAGGAGAGACGGUACAUCUCUAUUGUACGCUUUUCUCAAUAUACUUUUAAAUCUAAAAUUUUCACUGAAUCUUGAGGUAUUCCAACUAUUGAUAAAAAAAUAGUUUUUAUUUUUUAGUUUUAGGAAGAUAAUACGUUGGAUGUACAAGACUCAAUAUAAAAUGAAGUCGAAAACAAAGGCAAAAAAGCCAAGUAGGAAAUUGGGGAAGGUCACUCCUACAGAAAUUUCUACUAGUUCAGAUUUAUCACAAUUACGUCCACCGGUGGAUACAAGCAUUUCAACUUUAUAUCGUGUGAGCAAAGUUUUAGAAACUGGCAGCGAUGAAGUUAAAUCUAUCUUAGCAUUUGAAUGUGAUUUAAUAUAUGAAUGUCGCAUAUGCCAAAGCCUCUUCAGAAGUUUGGCCAAUUUUAUUUCCCAUAAACGGGUCUAUUGUAAAAAAAAAUUUGAUGUUACUUUUGCUAAGAACUCUCCCAACGACUCUGACAUAAUUCCCACAAAUAAUUUAGAUGCACAAAAAGAAUUUGAAGAAGUUGGUGGAAAUGAUAGAAUUUUAAGAAGUCAAGUCUGUAAAGAAAAGGAAAAGAAGGAUCUUAGUACAGUUGUUGAUAUGUUACGAAAAAAACAAGUAGGAACGAAUACUGAACGAUUAUAUUUGGAAACUGUACAUUCAAAUUCAUCAGCAGUUUAUCAAACUGUUGAAUCAGUGGUUUCAAGUGAGAGUUCUACAGAUUUAAUGAAGGCGCAGGUAACAGAAUUAGAAAGUAUGAGUGAACAAACCGCAGUGUUAGAUCAGAAUGGUCAAGUUUCAAAAUCUACUCAAAAGUUGAAUAACAAUACAGCAACUCAAGUUUGUAAUAACAAAAAAAGUGAUAGUGUUCUUGAAAAUGAACUUAUUUGUCCUAUAUGUUGUGCGAAAUUUUCUACCAAAAAAACGUUAACAGUUCAUACAAGGACUCUGCAUACAUCUCAUAGAUUAUGUUACCCAUGUCCUUGUUGUUCUAAUACAUUUGCAAAUACUUGGAGUGUUUAUAGGCAUCUUUUUAAAGUUCACAAAAAAUCCAAUGAAGAAGUACGAAAACUAAGAUCACAAAUUCAAGAAAAGGCAUUUAUUAGAAAUACUACAGUUGCUGAAGAUUUGCAAAAGGAGGACGCUAACAAAAUUUCAGCGAAUAACGCAUUAAGAGUUAAUGAAACACAGGAGUGGAUAGAUCAUUUGGAAUCAGAUACAGAAUUACAAAGAUGCGGUGGUUGUGGAAAAAGAUUUGAUAGAAAAGCAGCCCUAUCAGCUCAUUUGCAAUAUUGUCAUAGACGUGUUGCAGCAUAUGAAAGUACAAUUAAAGUUAAAAAGAUCAAUAAAGUUCCAUCAAAUAGUGUUUCAAAUGAAAAUACAGUUGUUAAUUCAGAAAGUAACAACGCUACACAAAUUGAUAACACUAAUCUAACAUCCAUUCGUGUGGAAGCAAUUAACAGUUUAAGUAAAGCAGACUGGAAUAUGUUGAGUAGUGAAAAAUCUAAUGGAAAUGUUCUCACGAAUGGAGAACAAGGAAACAAGAUGACAGAUAAUCUUUCUUCUGCAAGUGAGGUUUCUGAUCCUUUAGAAAUUGUAUAUACUAAUAUAAACAAACAUAAAGUUAAAGUUGGGAGUAGAAAACGAAAAAAUAAGGACAAUACAAAAAGAUUGAAUAAUAAUACAGAAAACAUUAAAAAAGAUAUAUCUCUGGAAGUAAGUAUUGGGCACAAUAAUAAAAAAACUGAAAAACCGAAUCAUGUACUAUUAAUGGAAAAAAAAAUAGCUUCAAUAGUAAAUUUUGAAAAGCUUCAGUGCCUUCCGUGUAAACGAAAAUUUCCCUCAGUGAAUAAUUUAAGAAGACAUGCUGCCAUUCAUAUUGGUUGGAAUCGUUAUCAAUGCAAACUCUGUGAUUAUAAAUGUUUCGUUAAAUGUGAUUGUAUAGCACAUUGCAAUAAAAUACACAAUGCUCAAAAUAAUCGUGUCGUCAUAGACGAAAUGAUUACUCAAAUUCCAGAUGAUCAAUAUAUGUGUAACGAAAGUGUUAUGUCGAAUGGAAUGAACUUAGGAAAGGAGACUGACGUUCCAGAAGUUGUAGAAGUCAACAUUUCUGCAGAAAAUAUGGAGGUAGAAGUUGAAAUAGAAAAGGAAAAUGUAAAUGAAAUAAAAACAGAAGCUGAUAAGAAUUCAGUAAUGACUUAUGAAAAUGGUGAAACUGAAGAAACGUUGAAUAAUAAUAUCAAAGGAAAUACUUUGGAACUGAAUCCUGAUCUUAAAAGAAUGGUGAUGGAAGUUAUCUUUGGAUCUCCUGAAACUCAUUCUACAAAACAAACGGAUGCAAAGGAAACUGAAAGUUCCAAUUCACAGUUACGAAAUAGAGAAGAAGAAACACAGUUUAAGAACUCUAAUUUAAAGGAAAGUACAUGUACACAGGACAAUCUAAAAACACAACGCCCUAUUCGUAAUAAAAUAAAACCAUUAAACAAGGAUUUUAUCUAUGAUUUAAAAGAAGUUACGUUCCGUAAAGAUCCUUUAAUUAUGAAAUCUUUCAACAAGCAGCUUGCUAAAAAAUCUCCGGUGCAGGAAGAAGAUAAUUUAGAAAAAAUUGCAGAUCAACCGUCCAAACGUUUCAAAGCUGAAGAAAGUGAUGAAAUAUCAAUUCUUUGUGAAACUAAUACUAUAGUAGAUACAUGCGAAAUUAAACAUAAUUGAGAUUUUAAGAAUAAUUCUUUUUCUUUAAGAAUAGUGUCACAAUUAAUUAAUAAAAAUCGUGGAAUUUUAGUGGAAUUUGUAUUCAAUCAAAAAUACAUCAUUUAAAUUAAUAUUGCUCAUUUCAGAAAACAAAUUUUUAAUAAAUUUUAAAAUUUUAUUCUUCAUAAGUAUAAUACAUUAGUUUAUUUUAGUUA